AUGACGUUUUCACUCGUAUCUGCUCUCCGUCCGUUCAAGAUUCCUCUUACUCUUUCAUAUCCCUUUAUAAAUCACCAUGCAUACACAAGAGACUCGCACUCAAAACAACACAAAGAAUCAAUUCCGCUUCAACUUGCAUAUACAGAAUAUUUCCCGCGGCGACCGCAAGAACCAGAAGAAUCACCGCCUAUUAUUAUAUUGCAUGGAUUGUUUGGAUCAAAGCAGAAUUGGAAGUCACUUGCAAAGUCAUUUGCGCAGAGUUUGAAUACAAAAGUCUACGCAGCGGAUUUGAGAAAUCAUGGGGAAAGCCCACAUUCUUCAGUUCAUACAUAUGAAUCAAUGGCUAGUGACGUCGCGGAGUUUAUCGUUCAACAAAAACUCGAUAGAUCAGUGCUUAUAGGCCACUCAAUGGGUGGGAAAGUAGUAAUGACCCUCGCUCUUCUCCAAUACCCACAAGUCUCCCAAGUAAUUGUAGUAGACACCGCUCCCGUGAAUUUCCGUCUGUCAUCCAAUUUUUCAUCGUACAUUGCAGCAAUGAAAAAGGUUGACGCAGCCGAUGUUUCCAAACAAAGUUUUGCCAACGAGAUUUUGGAAGAGGAUAUAGAGGAUAUUACAGUGAGACAGUUUUUAUUAACAAACUUGACGAAAGAUCCGCAAACCGGAUUGUACAAGUGGAGAAUACCGCUCGAUACGUUAGAAGAUGCGCUUAAUGACUUGGGAGGGUUUCCGUUUAAAUCGGCUCAUCACACUUUUAAGAAAAGGGCCUUGUUUAUAGCUGGAACCAAGUCUAAUUAUGUGCCGCCUAAGGUGUACCCAACGAUCAGGUCGUUUUUUCCGAAUGCUGUGUUUGCAGAGCUGGAUGCGGGACAUUGGGUACACGCAGAAAAGCCACAUGAAUUCACCGCGAUUGUAUCAGACUUUAUAAAAAGCACUGCUUCUUAA
Molecule: messenger RNA, 942 nt
Organism: Paraglomus brasilianum
Lineage: Eukaryota; Fungi; Glomeromycota; Glomeromycetes; Paraglomerales; Paraglomeraceae
Source: the annotation of a GenBank genome assembly